GCUUUUUCCUCCUUGGUCGGGAUCAUCUACGAGGGAGCGGAACAGAACACGUGGUGUCCCUCGGGCAGAGAUGGGCCAGUGCCUUGCUGUGGUCUCCCGGGAAGUACCUCCUUCCCGACUUCAGGCACUGGGGCGUUCCAGGGUUCCUGAUCUGGAGGGCACUAGGACCCCGCGGAACGGAGGGGGCAGCCCCUGCGCUGCGAUUCGCUCCCUCCCACCCCACUGCUCCCACUCCAUUGUCUGGGAACUGCAGCCGCCGGGCGGGCGGCGGUGGGGACUCAGGCGGCCGAGUCGGGCGGACGCGGAGUGGGCGCGGGAGAUGCCGAGCCAGAGCGCGGCCACCUGAGCCGCCCGCCUAGUCCCCGGCUUCCGUGGGAAGGAUGUGCGCCUGGAUGGCGGGGCGCGCAAAAGCCGUCCCCCGGGGGCCCUGCGGCCCCUGGUUCUGCCUCCUGGUGGCCCUCGCCCUGGACGUCGUGAGAGUGGAGUGUGGCCAGGAUCCCGUGUACUUACCAGCAGCUCUGGAGCUCCUGGAUGCUCCUGAACACUUCCGUGUGCAGCAGGUGGGCCACUACCCACCUGUCAACUCCUCUCUGGGCUCCCGAACUGAGACCUUUCUACUCCUGCAGCCCUGGCCCAGGGCCCAGCCACUUCUCCGGGCCUCCUACCCACCUUUUGCCAUUCAGCAGGUGGUCCCUCCUCAGGUCACUGAACCCCACCAACGGCCAGUCCCAUGGGACGUGAGGGCCAUCUCAGUGGAAGCAGCCGUGACUCCAGCAGAACCCCAUGCCCGGGUUCUCUUCCACCUCAAAGGGCAAGAUUGGCCUCCAGGGCCUGGCAGCCUGCCCUGUGCUCGUCUGCACGCCACACACCCUGCCGGCACUGCUCACGGAGCCUGCCACUUCCAGCUAUCCUUGGGCGCCUGUGUGGUGGAGCUGGCAUUCCCAUCACACUGGUUCUCAGCGGGCUCCACCACAAGGGCUGAGCUGGCCUACACACUGGAGCCCGCAGCUGAGGGCCCUGGGGGCUGUGGCCCCGGCGGGGAAGAGGACCCAGGGGAGCAGGCCCUCCCAGUGGGUGGUGUGGAGCUGCGACCCGCAGACCCCCCGCAGUACCAAGAGGUACCUCUGGAUGAGGCUGUGACUCUGCGGGUGCCUGAUGUGCCAGUGCGGCCUGGCCAGGUGUUCAGUGCCACCCUUCUGCUGCGGCACAACUUCACAGCCAGCCUCCUGACCCUGCGGAUCAAGGUAAAGAAAGGGCUGCAUGUGACAGCUGCCCGCCCAGCCCAGCCCACCCUCUGGACUGUCAAGCUGGACCGCUUCAAGGGCUCUAAGCACCAUACCACCCUUAUCACCUGCCACCACACUGGGUUCACAGCACCAGGCUCCAGUCCCCUUGAACUGUCCGAGUUCCUGUGGGUGGAUUUUGUGGUGGAGAAUGGCACUGGUGGGGGUGUGGCAGUCACUCGCCCUGUCACAUGGCAACUGGAGUACCCAGGUCAGGCCCCCGAAGCAGAGAAAGAUAAAAUGGUGUGGGAAAUUCUGGUGUCGGAGCGGGACAUCAGAGCCCUCAUCCCACUGGCUAAGGCUGAGGAGCUGGUGAAUACGGCACCAUUGACUGGAGUGCCCCAGCAUGUCCCCGUGCGCCUUGUCACCGUGGACAGUGGGGGUGUACUGGUAGAGGUGACAGAGCACAUUGGCUGUGAGUCAGCCAACACACAGGUCCUGCAGGUAUCUGAGGCCUGUGAUGCAGUGUUCGUGGCUGGCAAGGAGACCCGCGGUGCUCAGGGGGUGCGGGUGGACUUCUGGUGGCGCCGGCACCGAGCUUCGCUGCGGCUGACCGUAUGGGCCCCGCUGCUACCCCUUCGCAUUGAGCUGACUGAUACCACCCUGGAGCAGGUCCGCGGCUGGAGGGUGCCUGGUCCUGCUGAAGGGCCCGCGGAGCCGGAGGCAGAGGCCACAGAGGAGGAGCGGCGCGCCCGUGGCUGUCGCCUGCAGUACCAGCGAGCCGGCGUGCGCUUCCUCGCCCACUUCGCGGCCCACCCGCUGGACGGUGGCCGCCGCCUCACCCAUCUGCUCGGUCCUGACUGGCUGCUAGAUGUGUCCCAUCUUGUGGCGCCGCACGCCCAUGUGCUGGACCCGCACAUAGCCUCGCUGGAGGGAGGCCGCGUCUUGGUGGGCCGGGAGCCCGGUGUCACCUCCAUUGAGGUGCGUUCUCCAUUGUCUGACUCCAUUCUGGGGGAACAGGCACUGGCUGUGACGGAUGACAAGGUCUCAGUGUUGGAGCUGCGGGUGCAACCAGUGAUGGGCAUCUCACUGGCCCUGAGCCGGGGCACUGCCCACCCUGGGGAGGUCACGGCCACAUGCUGGGCACCGUCAGCCCUUCCCACCCCAAAGCAGGAGGUGGCCCUCUCCCUGUGGCUCUCUUUCUCCGACCACACCCUGGCCCCUGCCGAGCUCUACAACCGUCGUGACCUGGGACUGUCUGUCUCAGCUGAGGAGCCUGGUGCUAUCUUGCCAGCUGAGGAACAGGGAGCCCAGCUUGGGGUGGUGGUGAGUGGGGCAGGCGCUGAGGGACUGCCCCUGCACGUGGCUCUGCACCCACCAGAGCCCUGCCGCCGGGGCCGCCACCGUGUGCCCCUGGCAUCUGGCACUGCUUGGCUGGGGCUGCCCCCUGCCCCGACCCCCGCUCCUGCCCUCCCAUCCAGCCCUGCCCAGAGCCUGCCAGCCACAGAAGCCAGCACGGGUGGUGAGCGGCAGGUGGCAGGCAAUACGGGGAGCAACAUGGGUGUGAGGGGCAAGUUUGAACGGGCUGAGGAGGAGGAGGCCAGGCAGGACGAGGCAGAAGCCAGGGAGGAGGAAGAAGAGGAGGAAGAGGAGGAGAUGGUCCCUGCUCCUCAGCGUGUCACCGACCUAGAGCUGGGCAUGUAUGCCCUGCUAGGAAUCUUCUGUGUGGCCAUCCUCAUCUUCCUGGUGAAUGCUGUGGUCUUCGUGCUGCGCUAUCAGCGCAAAGAGCCUCCCGAGAGUGCCCCCGAUCCCUCCUCCCCCCAGCCCCACAACUGGGUCUGGCUGGGCACUGACCAGGAGGAACUGAGCCGCCAGCUGGACCGGCGGUCCCCUGGCCUGCCCAAGGGAGAAGGGGGCUGCCCCUGUGAAAGUGGGGGAGCAGGGGAGGCCUCGACCCUGGCCCCUGGCACUCCUGGGGCCACUGCCAGCUCCUCAAGCACCCUGGCCCGAAAGGAAGCUGGGGGGCGGCGGAAACGUGUAGAGUUUGUGACAUUUGCACCAGCCCCUCCAGCCCAGCUGCCUGAGGAGCCCGUAGGGGGCCCUGCCGUGCAGUCCAUCCUGGUGGCGGGUGAGGACGACAUCCGCUGGGUGUGUGAAGACAUGGGGCUGAAGGACCCUGAGGAGCUUCGUAACUAUAUGGAGAGAAUUCGGGGUAGCUCCUGACCCUCCCCAGCUCACUUGGCCCAACAAGGAUGGGGGUCCCAUGGAGCCUUUAGCCUGCCCCUCCUGCUGGUCCUCUGGUGCUUGUUAUCCAAGUCCCCUGCCUGGUCUUCUGCAAGAACUCCCACCCAGGCGCCCCUGCCCUGCCCCUUGUCAUGGACCAUGGUCAUGAAGAAGGGCGUAUGCCCCUUAUUUAUGGGAACCGUUUCAUUCUAAUUGUGGGUACAGAAUAAACUGAGAAGGAAACCA
Molecule: messenger RNA, 3692 nt
Organism: Nycticebus coucang (slow loris)
Lineage: Eukaryota; Metazoa; Chordata; Mammalia; Primates; Lorisidae
Gene: TMEM132A
Product: transmembrane protein 132A
Exons: 11
Coding region: 381-3446 (1021 amino acids)
Source: RefSeq, a predicted model, not a curated record